AUGUUUUUCAGCCUCCUAUUGGUUUUUUUGCAGGCACUUCUCCUGUUGUUGCACUCACUGGAUGGAUGCUCGAACAUUGAGGUCCCCAGAUAUCAGCCGUUUGCGGUGUUGACUUUUGUCAUACCUAUCUUGGGAGAGAAGUAUUUGGAAUCUACCCCUGCACCGACCAAUGCGCUGUUGAACCAUUAUAUCAGGGAAGCUGAAGCCCUGACUCAGUCAGAGGGGGAAGAAAAAGAGGGUGCUGUUGAAGAGCAGCUGGAGACAAUGAAGGUGCUGGAGGAGAUAUUGGGGUUGAUGUGUGGAAGGUCAGAGGACCAAGAAGAAGAGAUGUAUGAAUUGCAAGAGCUGGCUCUGGAGGAACUGGGAGAGUUGUGGAGAUGGCACAGAAGAUGGAUAAUAUGA
Molecule: messenger RNA, 402 nt
Organism: Laccaria bicolor S238N-H82
Lineage: Eukaryota; Fungi; Basidiomycota; Agaricomycetes; Agaricales; Hydnangiaceae
Exons: 2
Coding region: 1-402 (133 amino acids)
Source: RefSeq, a predicted model, not a curated record